Messenger RNA from Pollicipes pollicipes, 4029 nucleotides. RefSeq names its product WD repeat-containing protein 7-like. Gene Ontology annotation, molecular function: protein binding. NCBI's taxonomy places the organism in Eukaryota, Metazoa, Arthropoda, Thecostraca, Pollicipedomorpha, Pollicipedidae. The record is from RefSeq and is a predicted model, not a curated record. Gene Ontology annotation, cellular component: cytoplasm.
AUGAGCCUGGGGCCGAGCCUGAUCGUGCCGGUGGUGUUGUGGGGCCGGCACCCGCCCACCCACCGGAUCUCGUGCGUCUACCUGACGCCCGACCAGAGGACGCUCGUCACAGGAUGCGCCGACGGCCAGAUCGUCACCUGGGAUGUGCACCCGAGCACGCUGGAGGUGAACCCCUACAUGAUGCUGGUGGGCCACACAGCUCGAAUCGUCUGUCUCAGUAACGGCCUGCUGCACACUAAUCACAGAUACCUGGUCUCCGCCGCCCUGAACGGGUUGAGAGAGAUGUGCGUAUGGGAUCUACACGAGGGCCAGUGCAUGGAGACUGUGAAAAUGUCUUUCAUUCACCGGCAGAUCGAGGCCUACCAGCCAACGCACGCGCCCGACGUGCUGCUCUUCUGCUGCGGCGAGUACGCCGACAUCGCCGUGGUGCACCCGCUCACGCUCGAGGUCGUCUACUGGCUGUCGUCCAAGGUCAACUCCAACUGGGUCACUUCGCUACACAUCUUCAAGCCGAAGGCGGUGGCAGACGACAUCGUCAUGGCGAUUAACGCGGACAGCGUGGUGAAGAUCUGGACGCUCAGCCGCAUGGAGGGCAAGUGCUCCAGCGACAUCGUGUACGAGAACGAGAGCAAGCGGAUCAGGUCCAGCGGCGUGAACUUCCUCAAGUGCUGCUCGUACAACCCGCGCACCGUGCUCGUGGUGUCCUCCAGCAUGUGGCAGAUCUACGACGCGUCCGACUUCUCGGUGCUGUGCUCGUCGUCGGGUGACGAGGGCGAGCGGUGGCAGCGCGGCGAGUUCCUCACCGCCGACCGGGUCAUCGUGUGGGCCGACUCCGGCCACGCCUUCAUCUACAGGCUGCCGCCCAAAAAACUGCGAGGAAAGGCAGUUAGCUGCAUCCCGACGCACGAGGCAUUCCACUCGCGGGAGGCCGACGAGCCGUUCCUUCUAUGCGUGCUGUCGUCACCCGGCGAGCAGGAGCUGUUUAGCCCGCCCGUCAGUAUACACACGGAGCUGCACGGCGAGGCCAACAUUCAGCUGUUGGUGCGCGGUGACUGUCUGGGUCAGCUGGCCAUCUGGCGCGUGCCUCGCGUCACCAACAACCAGCUGGCGCAGCUGCUGCAGCAGCAGCUGUACCGGCCGCCAGAGAUGCCGCCGACGGUGCUGUGGAGCAUCGAGAGGGCGUGGCAGUCGAUGAAGCCUCCUCCCGUCGGUGUCCUGGACCAGCUGGAGUCGGCGGACGGCUCGGCGCCGCUGCUGACGUCCAGCAUCUACCUGCCGCUGCAGGAGGGCCGGCUGGUGUGCGGCCGCGAAGACGGCACCAUCAUCAUCGUCUCGGCUACGCACACCGUCAUGCUCCACCUGCUGCACGGCAAACACCAGAGCUACGACAACUGGCCGAUCCACCAGAUCCUGUCGGGCCACCGGGGCCGCGUGACAGCUCUGCUGUUCCCGCACCUGAGCCACAGCCGGUACCAGAUCUCCCAGCUGGUAUCGGGCGGCGAGGACUUCUCCGUCUGCCUGUGGGACCUGUUCAGCGGUGCUCUGCUGCACCGCUUCGUCGUGCAGGCCGGCAUCAUCUCCCAGCUGCACGUGCCACCAGAGACCGUGUCGCCCCGCAUGCAGCAGUGCAUCUGCAGCGUGGCCGACGACUACUCGGUGGCGCUGCUGUCGCUGAAGGAGCGCAAGUGCCUGAUGCUGGCCUCGCGCCACCUCUUCCCCAUCGCCACGGUCAAGUGGCGGCCUCUGGACGACUUUCUCGUGGUGUCGACCGAAGACGGGAGCGUCUCCGUGUGGCAGAUGGAGACGGGUCACCUGGACCGCGUGGUGCACGGCACCACCGCCCAGGAGGUGCUGUCAGCCUGCGACGAGAACAUGACGGUCUCCAUCAGCGAGGGCGGCAUGGCCAACCCGGCCGUGCACUUCUUCCGCGGGCUGCGACAUCGCAACUUGUCGGCAAUACGGCACGCCGCCAAGCGAGGCCUGCAGCAGCUGCAGAACAACGCCGACAGCCUGCCGGGCCAGCACGAGUCCGGCAAGCCGCGCUCGUACGCGCUGAUGGUGCAGGGCCUGCGCACCAACGCCGCCGACCCCGACCGGCACGUGCUCUUCUUCGACGUCGAGUCGCUGAUCGUGGACCUGCUCACGGAGGCCUACAGUCAGAUGUCGACCGAGGCGCUGGAGGAGCACGGCCUCAUCCAGCUGACCGAGUACCAGCGCGUGCUGGAGCUGACCCGCUCCGAGUCGCCGGACGCGCAGCAGAAGAUCUCAGAGUUUUUCGGCCGUGUGAAGCACAAGGCCGGUGACGUGGAGAAGCGCCUCAAGGAGAAGGACACGCGCGGGUACCUGUCGAGGAUGAAGGAGCUGAAGGAACAGAGCGAAGCCAUCAGGGAUCAUCUCAAGGAGAGGGCUGAGGGAAGCGAGGACCUGAAGCGGCUGCGCACGCGGGCGCAGGGCGUGCGCUGCCGGCUCGAGGAGCGCAUUCACCGCGAGAUGGAGGAGAACCCGGACGCAGUCGGCCUGCUGGCGCGUGUGAAGGAGGGCGCCGAGACCAUGGGCGGCAUCAUCCAGGCCAAGGCGGGAGGAGCCGGCCUGAAGGGCACCGGCGAGAACCGCAAGGACUCGGAUGGCGACGUGGAGGGCCGCGGCAAGGUGCAGCUUGGCCAGACGGACAACCAGACCAUGGAGAUCUGCCAGAUGCUGCUGUCGCUGGUGCACGCCUGGGGUGUCGACGCCGAGAUCGACCGGCUGUGCGAGACCAAGCUGGGCAUGUUGCGGCCCAAGCACCCCGUCUGCUACGGCCUCAUCAGCAAGCACGGGUUUGUGUCGCUGCUGCUGCCGACGUUCCUCGGCGGUCCCGGCUCGGCGGCGAUGGCGGCGCCGCUGGCCGAGCGUACCGUCACCUUCACGCGCCGCACGCACUGGGAGCUGAGCAGCGCGCUCACCACCACCCACCUGCUGUCCGUCAUCGCGCUGGCCGACACGCUCAUGUCGAUGAACAACACCAGCUUCGUGCCCGAGCCGGAGCGGCGCAAGCGGCUGCAAAAGCAACUGACGAGAUCGCAUAGUCAGACGAACCAGACGCUCGGAAAGUCACAGGACGGCCUGCUGGAGCUGCAGGCCAACUUCUGGGCGCAAGUCCGAGAGGGCUGGAGCAAGAUCGCGACACUACACUGCGUCCAGUUCCCUGAGCGCAUGGAGUCUUCAGGUGUAGCGCUCAAGAAGCCGCUCGUGGAAAUUUUGGCCAGGAGGUGGCAGGACCGAUGCAUUGAGAUCCGGCAGGCGGCGCAGGCCCUGCUCCUGGCGGAGCUGCACCGCCUCUCGCCGCGCAACCUGAAGGCGCUGGUCGACUGGUGGGCGCCGCUGCUGCCCUCGUACGCCGACCAGCCGUCGGUGGUGCCGCCGCAGCACGCGCCUGACGAGCACGAGCCCGCCGACGGCGAGCCCGACGACUACGUCGAGGACCAGAUGGAGGAGGAGGCGGCGCGGCGGGCGGCGGCCAACGCGGCCGAGGCGCGCCGCAAGCAGGCCACGGCCAUCAUCCUUCUGGGCGUGAUCGGCGCCGAGUUCGGCCAGGAGGUGUCCGGCGGCCGGGCGCACGGCGUCGAGGGCUUCGGCCUGGGUCCGCUGGCGCUGCACACCACCAGUGGGAGCCGCACAUCGACGCCUUCGCGGUGCUGCUGGGCCAUGCUGGAGCUCUGCUGCGAGGCUGACAGCAUGGCGCCGAGCAUGAGCUACGGCCUGCCGCUGGCGGCGGCGGCCGACACGGCGCGGACGGCGCGCCACGCUGUCGCCCUCAUCGCCACCGCCCGGCCGCAGGUGUUCGUCACCACCAUGGCGCGAGAGGUGGCACGCUACAACAGUCUGCAGCAGAACGCGCAGUCUCUGAACGUGGUGGUGCACCACUCGGUGCUGAUGCGCGCCAAGCCGGAGAUCCUGCGGGUCGUCCAGCUGCUCAUCGAGAAGAACCACAUGGAGCUGGUCCGGUUCCUGAUCGAGGUGCGCGCGUGGAGCGCCGGUCCGCGCGGCUGA